Messenger RNA from Dendrobium catenatum, 1556 nucleotides. RefSeq names its product F-box/WD-40 repeat-containing protein At3g52030. The transcript is spliced from 9 exons. Lineage: Eukaryota; Viridiplantae; Streptophyta; Magnoliopsida; Asparagales; Orchidaceae. The coding region runs from base 74 to 1405 and encodes 443 amino acids. The record is from RefSeq and is a predicted model, not a curated record. Gene Ontology annotation, molecular function: protein binding.
GGUAAAAGUCUAAAAAAGCAAUAGAAAAAACUUACGCGGAAAAGCGGGGGACGAGCAGAGCAGUUGCUAAGAGAUGGAAUCUAGCAGCGGCAAGAUCGCUGGCUUUACCGCGUCCCCGGGCAGCGGAAAGCGGGGGUCCUCGUCAGCUGCUUCUCCUUUCUCAAUCCACUCCCUUAGCGCCGAUCUUCUUUGCAUCAUCUUCUCUCGUCUAGAUUCUUUAGAGCUUGUCCGGUGUGCUGCCGUCUGCAAGCCAUGGAACAAAUUAAUUUACUCUUCUACUUUGUUGAGAGAUUUGUAUGACAAAAUUAGGUUGUGUAGUAGUUCAAGUUCUAAUUUAUCAGUUCCUGUUGAAGCAUCGAUGAAGAGGUACUUUGAAAAUCUAGCAAUGGAACAACAUAGAUUGUCUUUCUUAGGCAGUUCUGCUGAUGUUCAUCAAUGGAGAGGCCACUCUUUAAGGAUUGCCUUAUGUCGUAUGAAGAGAGGGCUCAUUCUUUCAGGAGCAGAGGAUAAGGUAAUGCGACUAUGGUCCGUAGAGAGAUGUAAAUGUUUGAAGGAGUAUUUCAAUUUCAAUAAGAACACAAUCGUUGAUUACGAUUUUGAUGAAAACAAGAUUGUAGGAUUGACUGAUUCUCAAAUAUGUAUUUGGGCCCUUAAGUCAGGAAAGGGCAUCUUUCGGUCUCAUGAAGGCAUUUUCACUCGGGGCAUUUGCAUGGGUUAUAUCGACCCUGAGGCUGUGGUUGGAUGUGAUGAUGGCAGUGCCCGUGUAUUUGAUAUGUAUAGUGGGCGGUGCACUCGAAUAAUUAGGAUGCACGGUGCGCCAGUUUCAUGCUUAGCGUUAACUGAAGAUCAAUUGGUAUUUGGUGGAUCUAAUUUUGGCACUGUAACUGUCGCAGAUUUUUCAACUGGUGAACAGUUGGCAUCGAUGAAGUCAUCCUUUUCUCACACAGGUAUGAAAAGUUUGUGUUUUAGUACUCAUUCACAUUUGCUGUAUGGGGGAUCAACUUCUGGCUAUGUUCAUUGCUGGGAUCUUAGGACUUUCCGUCCCCUAUGGGAGACAAGAGUGAGCCCAAACGUAAUCUACAGCAUCCAUCAUCUAGCGUGUGAUUCAUCCACUUUAGCAGUUGGUGGGCUUGAUGGAAUUCUCCGGAUUCUUAACCAAAACACAGGUGAAACUCUUUCACGUUUCAUAUUGAACCCAAGCACCAAAUUGGAUGGUUCCAACAGUACCAGUUCACCUUUCAAAAUGAACAUAAAGGCCAAAGCCAUCUCUUCAGAUAUCGAGAUUCAUAAUAUACCCAGGAGCCAAAGACAUCCUAUUACCUGCCUUGCUGUUGGGCUGAAGAAGAUUGUUACAGCUCACAAUGAAAAGUACUUAAGCUUGUGGAGAUUCCAUCAAUCUUUGUAGGUAUUGUUGAUAAUGCCAGCAUUUUCCCUUCUUCACUUUGGCAGAUAAGAUAUUAUGAAAUUCUAGUUCAGAUACUAAAAUUUCUUAAAGAUUUUGUUAACCUAAUGCAAUUGCCAUUGCCCCUUAAAACUGUGCUGAAGGGAGUUUCUUA